AUGACGACCAUGAUCCAAUCCUAUUCUACUCAAACCCCAUCCUCUCUAAGUCUUGUUCCCUAUGAAAUUGUGUAUCAAAUUUUGCAAUUCAUUGAAUGUCCCAAAGAACUCGAACAAUUCCGACGAGUACAUUCCUCAUGGAAUGCCAUUCUCAAUUUGAAUCCGAACAAGAGCAACAACAACACCAACAACGGAGUAACUAAAACCAUCUCGAGUAUGUUUUGGAAAGAAAAGUUACAACAAUCCUCACUCUUAAAACAUGCUUGUUUUUCUCAGUUGAAUAACUCUCCAACAUCAUGCUUGAAUAAGGUUCCGACGAGUACAAUUUCAGGCCAUUCACUUCCCUCAAUCAUCACCCUCAAUAAGAGACAACAUUUGGUCAAUCAAUGGGAAAAUGAUGAUUGUAUUAAAUAUUGGACGAGUAAUUAUUUACAACAACAACAACAAACCAUUCCCAAUACGAUUCAUGCAAAUGCAAAUACAACAACCACUACAACCAUGGUAGAUCCUUCCAAGAAUAAGGUCUUUCAGGUAAGCUUGAAAAUGAAUGAAUGUGGAAUUCUGUUCAUUGAGUCAAGCUCUUGUGGUCAAGAUGCAACCAUGAUUGAUGUUGCUGCUAUGGAUGGCGAUUCUUAUCCAAUGAAUGAUGACAAUGUGCAUUCUCUUCACUGUAAAAACACCUACCAAGAUAUUAUUUUGUUGAAACAAUUGCAACAACAAUUGUUGGCUGUUCAUCAAGUCACUCGAGAACCUCACAAAAUGACAUGGAAAGAUCCAAGUACUCCAAGUGCAGUGAACUCACCUCUCAUUCCACUCGUUUUUGCCAAUGGUGUUCCAUCGAAUACGACCACCUCGCAUCCACUCACAAGUUUAGAAUUUAUAUGUCAAUAUUUGGGAGUUCAUUUUGAAUUGCACAAAUUACCAGAACGAACACUCCAUAAGAGAAUUCUAUUGAAUGAUAAUGCUGCUGUUGUCACCACUUGCUCACAAAUGGCUAAUGAAACAACAAGUACCACUAACACAUCAACGACUGGACAAACACCACUUCCUCAACAACAACAACAACGAAAUUCGUCACUACAUCCACUCGUAGAGAGAACUUCAUCUACGAUUGAUUUCAAACAAAUAUUUCCAUCCGAUCAAUUCAAUGCCGAGUUUUGCAAGGAUCUCUCGCAAUGGAUGACACAAUAUAUGGACAAUCCAACAUUGAUCAUGUUAGGAGUGACACAAUUGAAUCCCAUUCCAGUUUUGAUAGUGGGCGAGUCGAAGAGAGAGACUUUAAAGAACGAGCCAAACACCUCACCUCGAAAUAUUAUUGGUUUCAUUACAAGCACCUUUCGAGUUCCAGAAUUUGCAGAGUAA
This is a messenger RNA of Naegleria lovaniensis, 1362 nucleotides long. RefSeq lists its product as uncharacterized. Lineage: Eukaryota; Heterolobosea; Eutetramitea; Acrasida; Naegleriidae. Bases 1 to 1362 code for a protein of 453 amino acids. The transcript has a single exon. The record is from RefSeq and is a predicted model, not a curated record.